GGCAGGUCCCUGGGCGCGCGGGUGUGACGUCACGCCGCCAGCCGUGGCGCGGAGCCGCUGCCAUGGGGAAGAGCCGCUCGCGGGCGGCCAAGGCCGUCAGCGUCUUCCACAUCGCCCGCAGCGGCGCCGUCAAGGCCAAGGCCAAGAACAAGGCGCGGCCCGUCACCUCCGGGCUAAAGCAGGUGUAUAAAUAUAGAAAUGCUGAGAAAGUUCACACAAUAAACAAAGCAUUUGCUGAAGUUCAGAAAGAAGUACGGCAGCUAUCAAAAGACACCGCAGCAGAAUCUCAGAAGAGUCAUCAGGUUUCCACACAUCUGGAAGAGGAACCAGCAAAUGUGGAUGCUGCCACAAGCUUAUUAUCCCAGUUGUAAUGCAUAAUGGACAAUUAAGGGAUUGCAAAAAUCAGAUAGAAAAUUCUGAUUGGCUUUGUUUGUACAAUUUUAUUAAAAAAAUCUUGUUAAAUAUACAA
Messenger RNA from Calypte anna (Anna's hummingbird), 469 nucleotides. RefSeq names its product ribosomal biogenesis factor (gene RBIS). Gene Ontology annotation, biological process: ribosome biogenesis. The record is from RefSeq and is a predicted model, not a curated record. Gene Ontology annotation, cellular component: nucleolus. Lineage: Eukaryota; Metazoa; Chordata; Aves; Apodiformes; Trochilidae. Bases 63 to 371 code for a protein of 102 amino acids. The transcript is spliced from 3 exons.